UCACUCGCUUCAUAGUUAACAAUACAAAACACACCAGAAGUCAGCCUAGCUGUAAUUUUCCUUUCCAAGUUGUGUUCUAAAUAUGUGCAAAAAUUAAGGAAAUAAAUAAAAUACACAUGACAAAACCAGAUUAAAACAUUUUCUCUGAUAACAUGGUAUGUGAGAUAUGCAUUAUAUUUUUGAAGGAACAUGACAAUCAAUCUUGAUAUUAGCUGUGUAGUUUUAUAGAAACUUCUGUGACUAAGCAUGGAUAUAGGCCUCCCAGGACUUUAUGAAUAUGCAAAACUAAUUAAAUCAGGAAAAAAAAAAUCGUCACCCUAAUAUGUUUUCAAAAUUAUGGUUUACAUCCUCCCUUAUCAUUAAUUGCAUCUUACACCACAUGUUUUCCUAUACAGCUACAUUUUUACAUCUUGUGGUUGAUAUAUGCUAAUCAAAAGGGAAUAUUACCUGGAUAUUCUCUUAAGUGUUUGAAUAUUUCUGUUGAAAGUGUGGUGACAAAAUCUCAAAAUAGCCUCCUUUUUGCACAAUAGUACAUUUUUUCAGCCUCAUUGCCUCACUUUUUUUCCUUCCAACUUUCACCUUCAGUUUCCUUUUUUCUUAAUUAAUAUAACCUAUACUCUUUCUCCUCUUUUACGUUAGUAAAUCAUAUUCAGUAGUAAGUUGCACCCUCCUAUUAACAGUCAGUCAUGGAUGAAUGUAGCAAGCAGUUUUUAUUUGGUAAAUAACUAAUUACAGGGAUUUUUUUUUUUUUAUUUUCCAUUUCGAGGGUAUUUUUGUUCACUGACAACUCAUGUUAUAUUACCUUAGGGGUUGUAAAAGCUUCUGGAUUCUAAUAGGAAGGUGCAACAAAACCCUACAAGAGUUGCAUGGUAUGGGGGGUGAUUAUCCAUGAGGGUGUACACUAUUAUUUCGUUGAACAUUAGGGUUCAAAAUGUAAAUUAUCUAUUAAUUUUACACAAUUUUCUGACCAUGAAUUGUAGCCAGCAUCAUGGGGAUGUGACGUUAAAGUUAUGGCAACUACUCAAGGAAUUGCUCAAAUAAAAAAAACAUAGGUGCUGACAGUGUUCAUUUUUUAGAUAUCCAUAUUAACAUUCAGUUUUUGCGAAGGCCUUAGCCAAGUGGUUGUUUUCUUCUUCAUAGUGUAGAAGUGCCUGAGUAUUUUGCUUGGAUAAUUUUUUUAAACAGUGGAUUACCCCCUCUGUUAUCCUCAGAAAAGAAAAGCUGCUACUGAUAGAGGGUAUAAUUGUGGAGAACCUGUAUUGGCUGUGAAUUCUCCACUGAUUUCUGAACCAGCACCAGUGAGUGGACUUAUCUCAACUUCGGAAUCAAAAUUAGGUGGUAUUGCACUGGUCACUUCACAUGUAAGUCAAGCAGUCAUAGGAUCCACCUCAUCAAAAGAAACUAGCAAUGACAUGGAAGAGCAGGCUGCUACAAAGGCACAGGCAGCCUUCCGUGGUUAUCUGGCACGCAGGGCCUUUCGUGCAUUAAAAGGUAUUAUCAGGUUGCAGGCUCUAAUUCGUGGGCAUCUGGUUAGAAGACAAGCUGUUGCAACUCUCCAUGCUAUGGAGGGAAUUGUCAAGUUACAAGCAGUAGCUCGCGGAAGAAGAGUUAGAUGUACCUUUACUGGACUUAAAGUUACUACAGAGUUCAGUCAUGCGAAGACUGUGGAUGCUUGCUCAGCUUCUUCUUAUGUUCCUAUGACCCAGGAAGCUUGGAAAGUGAAAUUUUCAUCAAAUGCAUUUGUAUCGAAGCUUCUUGCGUCAUCACUCCUUGCAAAGUCUCUGCAAAUUCAGUAUGAUAAAGGAGAUCCCAAUUCAGUCUUCAGCUGGUUAGACAGAUGGACAUCCACCAGUUUCUGGCAGCCAAUUUCCAAGUCAAAAAAGGUUAUUGAUUCAAAAGGACAGACAAAUCGGGACAACUGUAAUAUGGGCACUGAAUCUGGCAAAUCAAGGCGCAGUGUACGAACCAAUCCUGCAUCGAACAUAGGAGGUGGUCAAACAAAUGCCAAGUAUGAGCCUGAAAGAACGAAAAGGAACCUGAAAAAGGUGCCUAAUCCUCCUGCUGAAACAGUACAGCGACAUCCACAGUAUGAGGUUGAUAGGGUAAAACGCAACUUGAGAAAGAUGAAAGAUGCAUCUGAGCAACCAGAGGUUGAAACUCAGAAAUCAAAUACACGUUUGAAAAAGGUGGAUAUCAGCUCAUCUGACACCCUAGACCAAGGAAUUGAGGAGUCCAUCGAAAAACCAGAGGAAAAUAUUAAUCCAACACCCAAUGUAAAAGCUGAUACUGAAACUGCUUUAGUGCCUGUUACAGCUGGACCGGUUGAUGUGCUGAUUGAUGAUAACGAAGACAGCACCCUAGUGGUGAACGGGGAUCUAAGCUUGAUGGAAGAACAGUUCUGCCAUGAAAACCAGAAAACCAGCAAAAGGAGGUCUUCCUUCUCGGCAAAAUCAGAUGCUCCUGUGCUUCCCAGCUAUAUGUCAACAACAGAAUCUGCCAAGGCAAAAUUGCGGGGACAGGUAUCGCCCACCAUUGUAUCGGAGUCAGAUGACAAAAAUGGUUUUAUCCGUCGUCAUUCAUUGCCAUCAGAGAUGAGUUCGUCUAGGACAAAGCGAUUAAUCCAAGCUGGUGGCAAGGGGGAAAUUGGCAGAGAUGUAAAUGACAGGGCAAUUAAGGUAGGAUGGAGGCGAUGAUAUUUGUGUGGCGCAGUGCAGCAGGUCUUUUAAAUUUUUUUUUUUAAUUAAUCGUCACGUGUUAUAUAAACCGUUGUAAACGAUCGGUGUGUGCGCCAUUUGGCCUAUAGGAUGCAUGUAUCGCUUUAGUCGUAAACAUUUGCUUUGUCCUUGUUUUCGUUGUCCAACUGCUUCUGCCUUUGUUAGUGGUAUUCCACGACUCGAGCAAGCUCCACGGUUGAGAAAGA
Musa acuminata subsp. malaccensis (wild Malaysian banana) is the source of this 2920-nucleotide messenger RNA. Its product is annotated as protein IQ-DOMAIN 31. Lineage: Eukaryota; Viridiplantae; Streptophyta; Magnoliopsida; Zingiberales; Musaceae. The record is from RefSeq and is a predicted model, not a curated record. Gene Ontology annotation, molecular function: protein binding.